Hibiscus syriacus is the source of this 1253-nucleotide messenger RNA. RefSeq names its product serine/threonine-protein kinase SAPK1-like. Gene Ontology annotation, biological process: intracellular signal transduction; protein phosphorylation. Gene Ontology annotation, molecular function: ATP binding; protein serine/threonine kinase activity. NCBI's taxonomy places the organism in Eukaryota, Viridiplantae, Streptophyta, Magnoliopsida, Malvales, Malvaceae. The coding region runs from base 173 to 1189 and encodes 338 amino acids. The record is from RefSeq and is a predicted model, not a curated record. The transcript has 9 exons.
CUUCGAUUUAUGGCCUCUUAUCAUCUUCCACGUUUAAUGUCUGUUUCUUGUCUCUCUGCAGUCGACCCUCAUAGCUCCUUUGCCCUUUGAUUUCACACCGAAAAUCAAAGCACAAUUGUUAAUUAAAAGCUUAUAUUUUUAUACAUUUUCUUCAACAAUUGCUUGCUGGGAAAUGGAGCGUUAUGAGAUACUCAAAGAUAUUGGAUCAGGCAACUUUGGUGUUGCUAAGCUCGUUAGGGAUAAACGUACCGCUGAGCUUUUUGCUGUCAAGUUUAUUGAAAGAGGCCCCAAGAUUGAUGAGCAUGUGCAAAGGGAGAUUAUGAACCAUAGGUCUUUGAGGCAUCCAAAUAUAAUAAAAUUCAAAGAGGUCCUGUUAACACCAACACAUCUUGCCAUAGUUAUGGAGUAUGCAGCUGGAGGAGAACUUUUCGAAAGAAUAUGCAAUGCUGGUAGAUUUAGUGAAGAUGAGGCAAGGUUUUUCUUUCAACAACUGGUAUCAGGAGUGAGCUAUUGCCAUGCAAUGCAAAUUUGUCAUAGAGAUCUGAAGCUGGAAAACACUCUAUUAGACGGAAGUCCGACGCCGCGACUCAAAAUAUGCGACUUCGGCUACUCCAAGUCAAGUGUACUUCAUUCCCAGCCCAAAUCAACUGUAGGAACACCAGCUUACAUUGCCCCAGAGGUCUUAUCUAAAAAAGAAUAUGAUGGCAAGAAUGCAGAUGUGUGGUCUUGUGGGGUUACUUUGUAUGUCAUGCUGGUUGGAGCUUAUCCUUUUGAAGACCCUGAAGAUCCAAGAAACUUUAGGAAAACAAUCCAGCGGAUUCUGAGUGUCCACUAUUCCGUCCCCGAUUACGUUCGACUCUCCAAGGACUGCAAGCAUCUACUAUCCAGGAUUUUCGUAGCAGACCCCGUAAAGAGAAUAACCAUACCAGAAAUCAAGCAGCACCCAUGGUUUUUAAAGAACUUGCCAAUGGAGAUCAUGGAAGGAGAGGAUGGGAAACUGAGAAUUGAGGAAGAAGAUGAUCAGUCUCAGAGUAUUGAACAAGUGUUGUCUGUAAUAGAUGAGGCUAGGGAGCCUGGUGAGGGUCUUAAAGUUGGUGCUCAAUUGCUUGGUGGUAGUAUGGAUCUUGAUGACAUUGAUGAUGCAGAUGUAGAUACCAGUGGUGAUUUUGUAUGUGCUUUGCAAGUCUGAAUCAUAACCUUUUCUAAACCAACCUUACUGAAAAUUUAAUAAUAAAAAUGGAAGCAAUUUGUUA